AUAAAAAGUGGGUCUAUAAAGGGAAAUGAAUUCAAUGUUUAUAAAAAACAAGUCGUAAAGUUUUUGAUAACAGCGAUUAGUGUUGUUCUUGUUGUAGUACUUUUAAGUUCACUGGAAAGCUUAAUGACUUUAUAAUUCAUCUUGUAACUGCUCGACGCAGAUAUAUAGUAGCGCUGGGUAAGAUGAGACACCUUUAGCACAUAUAGUAUUUAAAUAUCCUGAUCGUGUUUUAAACAAAUAACAGCGGUCUAUAGCGUUCGUGAAGAUACGGCUUUAUAAUUCUUUGAACGUUCUUUGUUUACUAGCAAAGAGGGCAAGAAACUACAAUGAAAAUGUGUCCCAUCUUUCCCGCCCUUCUAUAUUCUUUGCAUUUAACUGUGUGUUUUUUAGAAUCUGUAAAAACUUUAUUUAAACACAGUGACCUGAAUGCUUAACGUUAUCAACUAGUUUAGUUACGAUAUUUUACUGGUUUAGUUCAAUACUGACAAAUGGAAGCACGAGCGUACAGCCUAAUUUUUUGUCAGGUUUCGGUUUAGAAGAAAGUUUGGUAAUAUAGGAAACAAAACUCUAUUUUUUUUAAGCGCAGGAAAUUCCUAUUUUUCCACCAUAAUCGACACACCUUACUUGUCGCUGUCGGAUGAUUGACAGGAAGAGACGCAGCGAACGCCGCCGCGAAUCGCGAGCGAAAAAAUAACGCCUGCAGAGAGAAAGUCCGACUUUCUUUGCUUUGCGUUGCUGUGCGAACUGGAACUGUGAAGUGGAUUAAACUGCGCCCCGGGCGACGAACAUAACGAAGGAUUUUAAUCGUUGUAAUAUAGGAAGUUAACGUCUCGCGAAUGAGUUAAAACUCGAGUUAAUAUUAAGAAGAGUGUUUAAGAAAUUCUUGUAGUUUGUUUCUUCAUAGUUUUGCUGAAUUUAAGGGUGAUAAAUCAGUAUUUAAUGGAAAUAAGUUUAUUUGUCACAUUUCUGAGUCUUCUGUUUCUGCCUGUUUGUCAAUCUCUGAACCUUGCAUAUGUUCUAAAAGAAGACACAGGACAAGGCGACUAUGUGGGGAAUAUCCCCCAAGAGCUCAAUUUUCCAAUACUGGAACCAAACCAGGUGCAAAGAACAUAUCAGGUUUUAACAGGCGGGGACAAGAUUCAUGUUGAUCCAAAUACUGGGGACCUUAACACUGCAAUCAGAUUGGACAGGGAAAAGCUAUGUCCUGAAAACCCACCUACUUGUACCAUAGAUGUUGAGGUGGCCGUGUUACCAUCAGAUUACUUUCAACUUAUUAAAGUUCAAUUUACGUUAGAGGACCUCAAUGAUAAUACGCCUACUUUUCCUUCGCCAAUUAUUGUAAAGGACAUUUCGGAAAGUGCCUUCGUUGGGACGUUAAUCCGACUAGACAGUGCUACUGAUCCCGAUUUAGGUGCAAACUCAAUCGAUCAUUAUGACUUAACGAGCACCGAUGUAAGCUCUGAUGAAUCACCUCUCUCCUAUUUCGAACUCUUGGUCGUAGAAAAUAUUGAUGGGACGAAAAUCCCGCAGUUACAGCUGGUCAAACAACUUGAUAGGGAAGUAAUCUCCUCAUAUGAGCUGCAGCUGAAAGCAAUUGAUGGUGGAACUCCCUCUUUAACAGGCACAGCCACCAUUAAAAUUAAUGUGAGCGACUCAAAUGACAAUCAACCGAUUUUCGCGGAAAGUAGAUACAUUGUUGAAGUUCCUGAAAAUCGCCCUGCAGGUUUUGUUGUGGUUCGAGUUGAAGCAACAGACUUGGACAGUGGCUCAAAUGCUGAUUUAUCCUACACCUUUCCUGGUGUAGUAAGCGCUCAGGACAAAGCUAUUUUUCAGUUGAACCCUGAUACCGGUGCAAUUAGCAUAAAAGCACCGGGACUAGAUUAUGAAAACAGAACCAUCCAUCACCUUACAGUGGAAGCGAGAGACAAAGGGCCAAACUCUUCCCCUGCCUACACAACGGUGACUGUGAAAGUAAUUGACAUAAAUGAUGAAUACCCCCAAUUCUCCAUUAAGUUUAUGGAAUACUUGGACCCUGCCUCUCAAGACCGCAGGCCUACCUCUGAUGCUGCUACUGAAACACCAGAUACUGAAGUUGUGUUUGUAAAAGAGGAUAUGGCUCGUGGAAGUUACAUUGCAUUUGUGACUAUCACGGAUCGUGAUACCGGCCUCAAUGGUAACGUGUCAUGCAGAUUAAAAGAAUCUGAUGGUUUUGAGCUCUUCGUAAUUGAUCGGAAGGAUAAUAGAUACCUGAUCAAAACGAAAAAGGAGCUUGACAGAGAGACACAGCCAUCAUACAACCUCGAGAUUGAUGCUUGGGACUUUGGGAAUCCUUCUCUCACAAACAGCACAACUAUAGCUAUUGAACUCGAAGACGUUAACGACAACCCACCAAAAUUUAGACGUGGAGGUUACAGAGUAAAUGUGAAAGAGACAAUCAAUGGUGGAGACAGAGUUACUCAAGUUGAAGCAGCUGAUCCUGACGAUGGUUUGAAUGCAAGAGUUAACUACACAAUUUGGCCAACUAACACAAGCCAAACUCUUCCCUUUGUUAUUGAGCCCUUAACUGGAAUUGUGAGAUUUGCAACGAAUGCUGAACCUCUGGAUGCAGAAAACUCUACCGGUCCUUUCAUAUUAACUGUAACUGCAACAGAUAAUGGAAUACCAAGUCAUUCAGCUACUACAUCACUGACGAUCACUGUAUUAGAUGAAAACGACAACAGUCCUAAAUUCUCCAAGUCUCAAUACUCGUUCCCAGUGAAGGAGCAUUUAAAACGUGGUGCAUAUGUGGGCCAUGUGUUCGCAACAGACAGAGAUAUAAAUAAAGACACAAAUGCAAAAGUCUCAUACAGCUUUGUUGACUCAGAUGAAAAUAUCCCGUUCUUUAUAAAUCAUGUCACAGGUAUGAUAACUUACGAUGGUGAGCAGAGUGAGUUAGAUCGUGAAGUUCUACAAUCUCAACCUUACUUGCUACGUGUGGAAGCGCGUGACAGUGGUGAUAGACCACGCAAAGAUUAUGCAACAGUUCAAAUUUUCUUGACAGACAUAAACGACAAUUCUCCUUCCAUUUCGUACCCGAAUGUUACCCGAGAUGUUGCCUUUAUUUAUUUCAAGGACGGUUGGAAAAGAAAAAGUCCAAGCACUCCCGCAAGUACUAACCUGUCACUCUUCACUUCUGCACGAGAAUCUUUACUUAUCGGAGAUUCUUCGAGUAAAGCCGUUCACCCACCAAGAACACAGCCUGUAGUUAUCACACGCGUGGUAGCAACUGAUCCUGACGAGCAGGAAAAUGGGAGAGUCCAUUACGCAAUUGCUGCCGGUAACGUGUAUGAUUACUUCACCAUAAAUAUGAACUCUGGCGAAGUCAGUUUAAAUCUCAAGCAAAAAAAGUCGUUCAAAAAAAUGAAACGUGGAUGUCAUGUGAUAGAGAUAUUGGUCAGUGAUAUGGGAAAACCAAAAGCUCUCAGCACGACAGCUUGGGUCAACAUAUACGUGACUGACAAGCGGCCACGUAAAAUGAAUGUAACCAAAGCACUCAAGUCUUGUAUGAACAACACAUUCUACCCCAUCCUACAUACACCAAGCACUGACAUAGGAAAAGCUGGGGCCGAUGAUCUUGCAUUGAUUCUUAUCAUAUGUUUCAGUGCCUUGCUGCUUAUCAUGUUAAUUAUAAUGAUUGUUAUGUUGGUGAAAUACAAAUGUUGCUGUUGUAGUAAAAGUAAAAUGUCGCGCUCCUACAACUGCCAGAAAGCAAACAAUAUAUACAACGAUGACAUUUUCCAGCGUAGGAUGUCUAUAGAUAAACAAGCAGGUAGUCAAUCCUCACUGGCGCAACCAAAUUGGUCAAACAUGCAACAUCAAAUGGAAGAGUCCGAUCCACUACAUGAUAAGAACAUACACGGACAAGAAGAUUUAUCAGAAGGCAGCGUGGUUUCUCAGUACAGCGGUAAAGACAGUGGAACUGGUGAUAGCAUGCCAAGUGAAGCCCACAACACUGGGUACCGUGUACCUUAUGGAGCUCGAAAUGCCCAGCCAAACUAUAUCUCCCACCCAGCCAACAAAUCAUAUUCAUCUCAUACAGGAAACAUGGUCACUGAAAAGCCAUUGUAUGGAAUGGGGAAUCCACCACUUCAUUCACGUAGUGCUAAUUCAUUUUCAUCACGAUGUACGAAUGAUUGUCAUAUACAUGGACAUGGGGACAACUGCUGGAUGCCAGACACAGAAUAUGUUGAAGGAAUCCAUUAUGCUGACCAUGGUAUGAGUGGCUUCAUCUGCCCAAUGCAUGGCGAAGGUUGCUCUACAAAGGAAUAUUGUGAAAUGAACCAAGGAUACAUGGUCCAGGAUAACAACUUACAUAUGCAUGGGCAGGACUACAUGAUGCCUAACAACAUGUACCAUAUGGGGGAUGGUUUGAAUGAUCCAAGUUACCCCAUGCACCCUGGGAUGCAUAUGGGGUACGACCUGGGACCAAACCGGCCACUUCAAACCUUUAACCCUGAUCAUAUGAGUGUAGAAAAAGCUUACGUCAAUCUGCAGAAGCGAGGCUCUAUGGUUAACCCAGCAGAUGAACCCAAACUUGGAUAUGCCGCACAUCCCCAACACUACGAACACCCAAUGUACGUUGACAACUGUGACGAUAUAAACAAUACAAAACUUAUCCAUGGCCACGAGGACGUAGGUUAUAACAUGGAGCAUCAACUCCCACCACACAGUAUGCCACAGCAGUACGGUAACAGAGUGAAUCUAUCUGAUGAUGGUUACAAACCAAAUGAUGGGCUCACUAUGAUCAAGGAGGAAUUAGAUGCGGAAGACGUCGUGGCCGAAAUUGACGAUUUACUGCAAUAAAUCGACUUGUAAAGUUUCCUGCUUUAUUAACAUGUUGUGCUGCUGAGCGAAGUGUAUGUUUGUGGACAGAUCGUUUGUCCUGUAAGCAAAUAUGGUUUAAAAAUCAAUUUUUUAAAUAAUCAAAACAUUUACAAUUAUGGUAACAGAUAUUUGUUUGCAGUUUAAAACCGCCUUAUCUGUCCCAAUUACACUUGCUAUAAUUGCACUACUACGUUUUAAUGCCGUGCUUUUGUAUAAUGUUUAACAUGUUUUAUUUGUCUGAGCUUUGAACAUUUAAAACCUCUCGUUUUAUAAUCAAGCAGUUUUUAUGUCCGAACUCUAAAACGUUUCUGUCCAUCAAAAUAUGAGUAGCUCCCGUCCUGUAAAAAAAAUGUAUUUCUUGAUUAACUGUUUUUGAGAUGAGUUUUUUUUCUGUAGAUUUUAAGCCAAACUCGUGACGAAAUUCAUUUUUGUGUUUUACCUGCACUGCCAGUAUUGAAGGUACAUUGGUACAUACAGCAUUCAUAUUAGCGCUACAAUUAACCAUAGGUACACUUUUGUAAUUAAACAUCCUUUUUUGUGAAAAAAUCUCGUUUUUCCCUCUUUGUUGCUUUUUUUGCUCGAUAUAAAAUAACUAACUCGUCAUAUAACAUCAUCACACCACCAGCCAUAUAUGAUAUCUAUAAAAAUAUUCACUCUCGACA
This is a messenger RNA of Ciona intestinalis (vase tunicate), 5525 nucleotides long. Lineage: Eukaryota; Metazoa; Chordata; Ascidiacea; Phlebobranchia; Cionidae. The record is from RefSeq and is a predicted model, not a curated record.